GAGUUAUAUGUCAGUACGGAAUAGUUCAAUCGUGAGAAUGAGCGGUACAAUUGUGGUUCUGCUGGGUCUGGUUGUUUUAGGGAUAACGCAGGGCCACGAAGAUGCUGAUAACAUGGUACAGCUUGAUGGAGGACAGUUUGAUAUGGGAACAAAGGCCUCUGAUGGUAAAGAUGGUGAAAGCCCUGUCAGGCAGGUGAAAGUUCUGCCUUUUGCUGUUGACAAGUAUCCAGUUACCAACAAAGAUUUCAGGGAAUUUGUGCGGGCAAAGAAAUACAAGACUGAAGCAGAGGCAUUUGGGUGGAGUUUUGUAUUUGAAGACUUUGUAUCAGAGGAACUGAAGAAAAAAGUUACUCAGAAACUGGAGUCAGCUCCAUGGUGGCUUCCGGUAGAAAGAGCUUUUUGGCGUCAGCCUGCCGGCCCCGCAUCAGGUAUAAAAGAGAAGUUGGACUACCCUGUUGUACAGGUUAGCUGGAAUGAUGCACAAGCAUAUUGCAAGUGGCUUGGGAAAAGGCUACCUACAGAGGAAGAAUGGGAAUUUGCUGCAAGAGGAGGACUUAAGGGUAAAGUGUAUCCAUGGGGAAAUACAUUUAAGCCCAACCGCACCAAUCUCUGGCAGGGCACAUUUCCUGGAAUGGACACUGCAACAGAUGGUUAUCAUGGGGCAUCUCCUGUAGCAGCUUUUCCUGCACAAAAUGAGUAUGGCCUGUAUGACAUGCUAGGGAACACGUGGGAAUGGACAGCCACUGAAUACACAUCUGCUAGGGCUCAAAAGCAAAAUAAAGAGAAUAUGUAUGUUCUCCGUGGGGCUUCAUGGAUUGAUACUGUGGAUGGCUCAGCCAAUCACAAAGCACGGGUAACAACCAGAAUGGGUAAUACACCAGAUUCAGCCUCAGAUAACUUGAGUUUCCGCUGUGCAAAAAACAGAAGGAAAUCUAAAACAGAAGACAAAAUGGACUUAUGAGCAAAUUGUCUUUAAAUGACGAAUGUGAAAUAAAAGAGGGUAACACAGAAGAUGCAGUAUUUUUGCAAGACUGCAGGUGUUUCCAGACCACAAACUUCUUAUUGAGGAUAAGAAUUCCGAGCAAAUCUGUAGAUGAAGACAUUGAUCACAUGUAAAUAAGCCAACCAGCUCCAAAGAGCAUAAUAUGUUUUGCUGUACGCAAUGCAACUACACACAUUUUUCACUGUAGAGACUUUUUCACAAAGUAAAAGAUUUGCAUUUUAUAUCAUUCCAAUGACAACAAAAGUAUUAAAGAUUGUAAUUAUGAAUUUUAGCACAAUGCGAUUGUUGCUUAUGCUAGUUGUUUUGAGUGACUUACAUAUGGGGGGGUGAAAUUAAAGCUCACCACAGAAAAAUUCACUCACUCUCCAUUCCUAAGGGAUUUUAGAGGGAUAUUAUUUGAUGGUGAACUUUAACUUUCAUCCAUUGAAUAGACUUCUAAAAAUCCCAUAGGAAUAAAAAGAAAGUGGUUAAAUUUUUCAGUGGUGAGCCCUGGUUUCAGACUGAUAAAUUUGCUACCUAAUGUCAAACUGCUGCUUUUCUUUUCUGCAGGAGAAGGCCUUCCUAUGAGCAAGAGAUCGAAGAAUACACAACUGUAUCUGAAAAUCAGCCAUGUUUUUCAUGGAGCCAUCUUUCUUUUUAGAUACUUGAAUGCAAAAUCCUUUCAUUUUGGGUGUUACUGGCCUUUCUUAUUUAUCCUGGUUUUUAUUUGGCUUACUAGAAUGUUCCAGACUUUUGUUCUGAUCACUCCCCAAGCUGUGCAAUUGGAAAUACUAAAUUAGUCUUGAACACAAAUAAAACUGUUAUUCCCCCCCCA
Messenger RNA from Xenopus tropicalis (tropical clawed frog), 1817 nucleotides. RefSeq names its product sulfatase modifying factor 2 (gene sumf2). The record is from RefSeq and is marked validated. Gene Ontology annotation, cellular component: endoplasmic reticulum lumen. Lineage: Eukaryota; Metazoa; Chordata; Amphibia; Anura; Pipidae. Gene Ontology annotation, molecular function: identical protein binding.